AAGUGUAACCAUGGCGGUCGGCAAAAAUAAGGGUGUCUCGAAAGGAGGCAAGAAAGGUUCGAAAAAGAAGGUCGUGGACCCGUUCACGCGCAAGGAUUGGUACGAUGUGAAAGCACCGAACAUGUUUAAGAACCGCCAGGUUGGCAAAACCCUCGUUAACCGUACCCAGGGUACGCGCAUCGCAUCCGACGGGCUGAAGGGCCGCGUGUUUGAGGUGUCGCUGGCCGACUUGCAGAACGAGCCCGACGCAGAGAGAUCUUUCCGCAAGUUCAAGCUGAUUGCCGAGAGCGUGAACGGUCGUGAUGUGCUUACCAAUUUCCACGGUAUGGACCUGACGACCGACAAGUUGCGAUCCAUGGUCAAGAAAUGGCAAACCUUGAUUGAGUGUUCGGUCGAUGUGAAGACCACCGAUGGCUAUAUGCUGCGCGUGUUCUGCAUCGGCUUCACCAUCAAGGACUCGGUUUCGCAGCGCAAAACCUGCUACGCCCAGCAUUCGCAAAUCAAGAACAUCCGCCAGCGAAUGACCACUAUCAUCAAGCGUGAGAUCAUCAACUCGGAUCUGAAGGGCGUCGUGGAGAAGCUGCUCCCGGACUCGAUUGCCAAGGAUAUCGAGAAGGCAUGCCAGGUCGUGUACCCGUUGCACGAUGUUUACAUUCGUAAGGUUAAGGUACUGAAGAAGCCACGAUUCGACCUGUCCAGCUUGCUUGAGCUGCACGGCGACGGUGGUGGCAAGGCUGCCGAAGUGUCGACCGGAGCUGCCGAAGGUGGCGUCGUCGUCGACCGUCCGGAAGGCUACGAACCACCGGUACAGGAAUCCGUCUAAAACCUUCUUCAACGUGGUUGUAAGGCGACGAGUCGGUCACAGUUCAGUGUGCCGGCUCACCUUUCGAUUCUUUUCCGUUUUCGGGUGGUGUGUCCGGCCUGUAGAAGUAAAUGUAUGAGGAGCGAUUCGAGUAUGGUUGGUGUCGAUCGGAAUCGAAGCACUGUGUUGAGGGCAGGCAAAAGAAAAAUUGAAAGCAAAUACAACCGACGGGGUGUUGUGUACGGAAGAAAA
This is a messenger RNA of Anopheles cruzii, 1054 nucleotides long. RefSeq names its product 40S ribosomal protein S3a (gene RpS3A). Lineage: Eukaryota; Metazoa; Arthropoda; Insecta; Diptera; Culicidae. The record is from RefSeq and is a predicted model, not a curated record. The transcript is spliced from 3 exons. Gene Ontology annotation, biological process: translation. The coding region runs from base 11 to 823 and encodes 270 amino acids. Gene Ontology annotation, cellular component: cytosol; ribosome. Gene Ontology annotation, molecular function: structural constituent of ribosome.